Messenger RNA from Chrysemys picta bellii (western painted turtle), 1948 nucleotides. The record is from RefSeq and is a predicted model, not a curated record. NCBI's taxonomy places the organism in Eukaryota, Metazoa, Chordata, Testudines, Emydidae.
GUUAGAGCGGGGGGGCUGGGAGCCAGGACUCCCCUUUGAGUAACCACGUCUCCCCCCGCCCAGGCCCUGGCCUGUGGGAACCCCCCCUCGCCUGCAGACACGAUGAGCUCGGGCGGGGCCCGGGGUCCGGGGGGCUCCGUGCGGGAGUUCACGCGUCACGCCAGUGAUGUGCUGCUCAACCUGGACCAGCUCCGGCACCGCCGCGCCCUGACCGACGUCACCCUGCUGGUGGGGGGGCGCCCCCUGGUGGCCCACAAGGCCGUGCUCGCUGCCUGCAGUGGCUUCUUCUACUCCAUCUUCCUGGCCCAGGGGGGCAGCGAGGUCAGUGUCAUCACCCUGCCUGGAUCCAUCCAGCCCGGGGGCUUCCAGGCCCUGCUGGAUUUCAUGUACACCUCCCGCCUGCCCCUCACCCCAGCCUCCGUCCCAGCCCUGCUCAGCGCUGCCACCUACCUGCAGAUGGAGCACGUGGUGGACGCCUGUCACCGCUUCGUCCAGGCCAGUUACGACCGCGCUAGCUUCUACUCCAAGCCGCUCCCCUCCCCAGCAGACCCCAAGCCCCAGGACCCCCUCCAAGGACCUCCAGACGCCAGUGGGACGGUGCCCGCAGGGGGUCUCCACCCAGAGGGGCCGAGCCCAGGGGCCCCCCUGCGAUCGGUUCCAGCCAGGCCCCCGGCGAAGGAUUCUGGAGGGGCACCCCCGGGGGGGGAGCGGGGCCCCCCCCACAGCCCGUCGCGCUCCAAGGGGCACCCCGCCACCCCCCGCGAGUCCAGCGGCUGCGCCCCCGACCCCAAAGCCUGCAACUGGAAGAAAUACAAGUUCAUCGUCCUGAACUCCCUGCGGGGGGAGGGGGUGGGGGGAGGAGGCGGGGCCGGUCCCCAGCCCCCCGGCCCCCUGUCCCCUCCCGAGCCCCCGGUCGGUGGAGACCGAGGCGUCUGCCCUGGCGGGGAAGACGAGGGCGGCCCCAGGACCCAGCAUGACAGCGCCCCCUGCGGGCCGCCCCCCGCCCCGUCACCGUGCCCCCUGUGCACCCAGCGCCUUCCCCAGGGGCCGCCCCAGCCCGCACUGCCCCCUGUCUCCCCCCACCCCCCAGGUGAGAAGCCGUACCGCUGUGGAGUCUGCGGGGCCCAGUUCAACCGGCCGGCGAACCUCAAAACCCACUCACGGAUCCACUCAGGGGAAAAGCCCUACAAGUGUGAGACCUGCGGCUCCAGCUUCGUGCAGGUCGCCCACCUCCGGGCCCACGUGUUGAUCCACACGGGUGAAAAGCCCUACCCUUGCGAGACGUGCGGGACCCGCUUCCGGCACCUACAGACACUCAAGAGCCACAUCCGGAUCCACACGGGCGAGAAACCAUAUCACUGCGAGACCUGCCACCUGCACUUCCGGCACAAGAGCCAGCUGCGCUUGCACCUGCGGCAGAAGCACGGGGCCGUCACCAACACCAAGAUUCGCUACGCGGUGCUGGCCGGCCCGUCCGGCGCCCGCUGCUGAACGGGGACCGCGCUUCCUCCCCCUCCCAUCAGGGGGCAGGAGAGAGACACCGCUCUCCUCCCCCACCCCGCAUGGCUGCCACCUUCGCUCCUGCCAGCAGGGAGCGUUGUCUCGGGGUAGGGGGAAUUCCUGUCCCGUCAGGAGGGGCCCGCUGGUCGUGAACCCCUUUCAUGGCAUGUGUUGUCCUGUGGCGUCUGGGCUGGGGUGCUAUGGGACGUGGGGGGGCUAUGGGAUGCAGGAGGGUGGUCUCUCUAGUCUAUAGAGGACCCAGUUCUCCGUGUGUGUGUGUGGACGGAGUGUAUAUGCACCCUGUGUUUUGAAGUGGGUCUGCCAUUUUGCCUGCCCCCCCCCCCCAACGCUGGGGAGGGAACCCAGGAGUCCUGGCUCCCAGCCCCCCCUGCACUAACACACCACUCCCCUCCCAGAGCUGGGGAGAGAACCCAGGAGUCCUGGCUCC